Molecule: messenger RNA, 1614 nt
Organism: Malassezia restricta
Lineage: Eukaryota; Fungi; Basidiomycota; Malasseziomycetes; Malasseziales; Malasseziaceae
Product: mitochondrial splicing suppressor protein 51
Exons: 1
Coding region: 1-1614 (537 amino acids)
Cellular component (GO): extrinsic component of mitochondrial inner membrane
Source: RefSeq, a predicted model, not a curated record
AUGAUGCGGCGGAGUCUCCCUGGCGUGCCCAUGGUGCCGAGGCACCAUCGCGUGCCGCAGCAUGCUAACAUGUAUGCGCUGCGUAUGCAUGGACAGGCACGCUCUAUAUUUGGCCUAUUCAAACGCAAACCCAAGGCCGAAGCGCCCGUCGCGCCGCCACCCGUGCUGGGGCCCGACAACUUGUUCCACAAACUGUCCGAGUCGCCGAUCCCAUCCAUGCGUGCGCGUGGCGAACGCAUACGAUCAUUGGCGCCUUGCCCUGUCAGCAUGUCCAAGUACGGCGUGCGCAGACUCGUCAACUUUGAGUGCCCAGAUUGUGGUUGGCCCACUCAUUUCUCAGAGAAGGAGUGGAAGGAAGACACGGAGCACGGUCGUUAUGUGGCGCGCCUGCGUGAGGCAAAUGAAGAUGAGCAUGACUUGCGCAGCGGUCGUCCCAUGACCGAGUUUCAGCUGCCGCGUGAUCAGACCGCCGAGGCGGCCAUCAACUUGUCUGGCUGGGACCAGUUCUUCUAUACACGCGAUUUUCCCUCCAUCGAGUCGGAGCGAAGUAAACGCCACGUCUCCAAGCUCCUUACAUUCCCGCUGACCAUUGUAGGCGCACUGCAUGAGUUCAGUCCGUACACGCGCCGCAACUCGCGCUUGACCCAUGAGGGACUCCGCUCCCUCACGCCGUUGCGCCAGACACUUCACCCCGAACUGGGCUCAAAGCCACAGCUCGAUGCCGUCCGUGUGUUUGUCGUAGGAGCCCGCGCAGAGGCGACACUCCCUCCCGAUGUGUGGAACCAGAUCUCGUAUGUGUUCCCCAACGUCCCAAUCCAUGUCAUACUGAUCGGGCCUGAAGCCGCCAUCCCACCGAAACAUGUCCCGAAUCCCUGGAAUCAUCCUGCGUACAAGGAACGCGCUGCCUCCUUCCCUUUCCCGUCGCGCAGCAUCGCCGUGUCAGAAGGCCUCACGCUCACGGUCAUCCAGACCACCUAUGAGAAAGUCCACGCUCUCUUCGAGCCAUUCGAUCCAUACACAGACGUUUUCUUCGCCUUUGCACCUGGAUUCGGAUUCCCAAGUGUGAUUGCCGUGGAAGAACAGGCUCGACUGCGCGCGGAAGAACGCGAAGACGAGCGCAAAAUGCAAGAAGCGCGCGACACAUACUAUGCCAAGAACGCGCCUUCGGAAGAGGCGCCUCAAGUCGCAUUCCGUCCUACGGAGGUGGCCAAGAACCCAGCCGGUGGCGAUGUGCCAUCGGACGAGCCGGCGCCAGCUGUCGUGGCCAUGCGCCCGUCGAAGAACAACUUCACGGCGCUGCAAACAGCACCCGUGGUACAGGCACAGCGUGAAUGGGCCCAGGCCAUCGGUCAGCUGCUAUCGACUCGUUGUGCGCUGUUCGUAUCCGGAUUUUCGCCCGCGGACGUCGAACGCGACGUAUUGGCGUUUGAAUCGGUCGAGGGUGUCAGUGGAGAAUUUGACUGGCUCCUGACGCCAGGCGAAAACGUCUUUGCCAGCCAGCAGUGGGCGAUCGCCGACUUUGAUCCGCGUGUGGCUGUGAAGGCCAACUGGGGUCUUUGGGCCGUGCGCGGUAAGCGCUAUGAUAUCCUGGGCCCACAGUGGGACCCACUAUAG